ACAUGCUUACCAAGUGUGCCGCAAAAGAAGCCGGCGAGAAGGGCAUUCGGGUCAAUACUGUUGCCCCAGGACCCACGUUGCCCGGUGAGAGAGCAUUGAUAAACGAUGGAUAGAUGCCACAGACAAUUAUGCGUGUGUCUGUGCGUGUCUGUGUUGUGCGUGUGUGCAGGAUUGCUUCCCGAGGACUUCAAGGUAACGAAAGACAUGGAACGAGUCAUGCAGGGCGACAUCAUUCACACGCUCUUCUUGCCGUGUGCAGAACCAGAUGGAGCAGAUGUCGCCGUUCAAGAGGAUCGGCGAGGCGAGGGAGGUCGGGUCCCUGUGUGUGGCGAUCGCCAGCGACGAUAUGGGCUGGGUGUCGGGGCAGGUCAUUAGCGCUGAUGGGGCGGCCUUCUGCUGACUGACUGAGUGCAUCGGCCCCUUCAUCCGACCGUCGUCCGUGUGUGGCUUUUUGACCCCUGCGUACGACGGAAUUUUGGCUCGUUGCGUGCGUGUGUUGUCAUGAGUGAGAGUUUCUUCUGCCGAGUAUGGGAGCGUUUCUCUCCCACUGUCGGGUGGGUACAUACGUCGUCCAGAUGACCCACAUGGAUUUGAAAAUGCCAUGGAUUUGAGCACGUGUGGUCAAUGCAUCCAUUCAUACGUCCGUUCAUACAUUGAUAAGAGCAUGCAUGGAGUGUGCGGCCGCCAUGCGUGUUGGGGUGAGAGACGUGUUUGGGUGAGUGAGUGGUCUGUCUGUCUCUAUGUGUCUGUCUCUUUGGUCUUGAUUAUUGGACAGCACGCUGCUGUUGAUGGUGCGACGCACGGGGGUGUGUUUUCUAGUGGUCACACACUAAAGCUCAUUGGGGUGCAUGUGUGUGUGUGUGUGUGUGUGUGUAUGCACCGGCCGUCGACUUGAUACAUGUAACCUGAUCAAUCGACUGACUGACUCAGCC
Vitrella brassicaformis is the source of this 932-nucleotide messenger RNA. NCBI's taxonomy places the organism in Eukaryota, Vitrellaceae. The record is from the annotation of a GenBank genome assembly.